AUGACUGUAUUGGAUGCAGUACUAGCCGUGGCAUUCAUUCUUUUCAUAUGGUUUCUGUUUGGCUGGCAUGGAACUCGUCGCAACAAUUCUAUCGAAACAGGUUCAUUGGAAAUUCAAACCGUCAUACCUACUUCAAACUUCAAAUUUACAUUUGAAAAAGGAAAAAUUGAAAUGGAGGAUAUGAAUGCUCAGAAUCUGAGCCAGAUAUCCAAGAUGGACAUCCCACAUACAGGAAAUUCAUGGAAGUCAAAUAAAAUCUCUUCAACUCAAGAUUCGAACAUAAAUAGUCUUGCUAUAAUUGGGACAAAUAAUUCAACAAUCCAGGAAUCACAGAAUACGCAGGAUUCAGGAACGAUCAGAAAGGAGGAUGAUUCAUUAGCGGGAAUAGAUACGAGAAGUAAAUCAGUAUAUUUCUCAACUCGGGUUCUCAGCGAGUGCAAUUUGAAAAUUUUCCCCUCUCUAGAAUAUGCAAUCGUAUCAGAAAAUUUGGAUAAUGCAUCAAUAGACGAAGCAAAAUCAGCAAUACCUGCAGAAGAUGCUUUUAGCGUAGUCAGUUUGCCAUCCUUGGAAACCGGGAUUACUGCGACAGAUAUGACUGCGGAAGUGCCAAGCGCGAUGAGAGCUGUGUCGGUUAUUGAGCUGGACAGUCAGCUGGAAGUAGACAAUCCAAUAACUGAAGAUAUGAUAGAAUCAGUACAUGAUAAGCAACUAACGUUACAAAGCAAAACUGCAACAAAUGCCACUUGCAAAGCACAUUUGAAGACCGAGUGUUCCAUAACAAAGCUUAGGUCGAGUGAUACCAUAUCAGUGUUAGACACUGAUACUGAUUUAAAUAUGGAGAUUGACUCUACAUCUGAUUAUAUGCUGAUGGAAAAGUAUCUCUCCAAUAAUUAUUAUAUUUCGGAUUCCGAAUUCACUACCAACACGGAAAUAACACAGAAAAAGUUGGACGAAAUCGUUACUGCUGAGGAAGUAAGCAGUUUAUCAAGCUCAUUUAUCACCAUUGAUUAUGAACCGGCAAUAACUGAAUCGGAAGCUUAUUUACGCGCAAACUAA
This is a messenger RNA of Cercopithifilaria johnstoni, 1056 nucleotides long. NCBI's taxonomy places the organism in Eukaryota, Metazoa, Nematoda, Chromadorea, Rhabditida, Onchocercidae. The record is from the annotation of a GenBank genome assembly.